Mastomys coucha (southern multimammate mouse) is the source of this 2283-nucleotide messenger RNA. Its product is annotated as schlafen family member 9-like. The coding region runs from base 164 to 1366 and encodes 400 amino acids. The record is from RefSeq and is a predicted model, not a curated record. Lineage: Eukaryota; Metazoa; Chordata; Mammalia; Rodentia; Muridae. The transcript is spliced from 2 exons.
AGUCAUCUGUGAUGCUCUGCUGAUUGCAGAGAAUAGCCCCCCGACACUCUACACCAUCCUUGGGGAGCAGGAUGAGCAGGGUCAGGACUACUGCACCCGCACCGCCUUUACUCUGAAGCAGAAGCUGGUAAACACUGGUGGCUACACUGGGAGAGUGUGUGUCAUGACCAAGGUUCUCUGCCUGAAUUCUCAGAACAAUAUUGGGACCAAUGAGGGCUCAGUGUCUCCUAUUGAUUACCCAUCCUCUUACAACCUUGAAAACAUUCAGGAAAUGCAGGACUUGCUGCAGGCCCUUGUGAUUGUCUUGCUCAACUUCAGAUCUUUCUUGAGUGACCAGCUUGGCUGUGAAAUUUUGAAUCUUCUCACAGCCCAACAGUAUGAGAUACUCUCAAAAAGUCUCCACAAAAUCAAAGAACUGUUUGUGCAUGGCUUGCCAGGCUCAGGGAAGACAAUCAUAGCCAUGAAAAUUAUGGAAAAGAUCAGAAACACAUUCCACUGUGAAACAGAUAGAAUUCUCUACAUCUGUGAAAAUCAGCCAUUGAGGGACUUCAUCCAGGCAAAAAAUAUCUGCCAGGCAGUGACCCGGAAAACCUUCAUGAAAGACGACUUUGAAACAGAGAGGAUCCAACACAUCAUUAUUGAUGAAGCCCAAAAUUUUCGUGCUGAAAAUGGGGACUGGUAUGAGAAGGCAAAAGAAAUCACUCAGAGUAUGAAAAAUUGUCCAGGAAUUCUCUGGAUCUUUCUGGACUAUUUUCAGACCAGUCACAUGAAGAAGAGUGGUCUCCCAAAUUUCUUUCACCAGUAUCCAAAGGAAACGCUCACAAAAGUGGUACGCAAUGCAGAUAAAAUAGCUGAGUUCCUACAACAAGAGUUGCAAAACAUCAGAGAUAACCAUCCAUGGAGCAUCCCUCAAGAGUCCCUAAACAUGAUCCAUGAAUUUAACUGGUCCCACGGUAUAUCAGGCACUUGUGAGCUUAGAUACUUGAGUUUGGAAGAGAUGGUGAGCUAUGUAGCAGAUAAGUGUGAAUUUUUCUUAAGUAAUGGCUUUUCUCCCCAAGAUAUUGCAGUGCUUUUCAGCACAGACAGGGAAAAGCAAGACUAUGCACAUUUGUUUCUGAGAGAAAUAAGGAAGAAGAGGAGAGCAUCUCAGAUGAAUUAUGCCUCUGUCUGUCAUUCUAUCAAGUUUGACAGCAUCCGUCGAUUCUCGGGCCUGGAAAGAAGCAUUGUGUUUGGUAUCAAUCCCAAUGCAACUGAGCAGUCCAUUUACCACAAUCUAUUGCUCUGCCUAGCUUCUAGAGCAAAGAAACAUCUGUAUAUCCUCUAUCUUUCAACUCCUGAGGGACAUAGCCCGUCAAUGACAUGCUAAACGGGAUAUAUGUGGUCCUACAUUCAAUCACUUAUGAUGAGAAAGUAAAAUCAAGUUGAGGUCCUUCAGGACAAGAAGAAAGAUAAAGAUAUAAGAAAACCUUGUUCUGUAGUUUCUGGAAAAUGUAGAAAAAAAAUUUACCCAUGGAUAUUAUAACUAACUGAAUCUGAAAACAAAGUUGGAAAGAAGGCUGGCAAGGCAAUGGAUACAUGACAUAUGCUACAGAAAUAUUGAGACCAUAAGGAUUGAAACCUUAGAUGAAGACAACACAAUACAGUAAGUCAUAUCCAAUUCUUAAAACAGAAUUCCAUUUUAAAUUGGUGAAUACAUUUAUGAAAAUACUUUAUAAGGAUAAAUUAAAAGACUAAAAACACAAUAUUAAUUAGUACUAGGGUCUGUGCAUGAAGUCAAUCCUGUGCCACAGCACUCCAUACCCAAAUACCACUGGGAGAAAGUGCAGUUAAGAUCACAACUUCUGCUCAGAGGGAUCUUCCUAGAACCCUUAGGAUACAGGAACCGAGGAGUAGCCUUGGACAGGAGCCUUCUGGUUUCCCUCAGCUCCCAAAGCUGAUCCUGUGCCACAGUGCUACAUACACAAAUAUCACCAGGAGAGAGCUGGUCCCUAGGAGUGCAAACAAGCCUGUGAGCACAGAAGGGACAAGCCACAGUCAGAGACAGCAAGACCAGGUAACACCUGAGAUAACCAGAUGUUGAGAGGCAAGGGCAAGAACAAAACAACAGAAACCAAGGCUACUUGGCAUCAUCAGAACCCAGUUCUCCCACCACAGCAAGCCUUGUUUACCCCAAGACACCAGAAAGCAAGAUUCAGAUUUAAAAUCAUAUCUUGUGAUGCUGAUAGAGGAUUUUAAGAAGGACAUAAAUAACUCGCUUAAAGAAAUACAGGAGAACACAGAUAA